AUGAUUCAAAAAUGGUAUGACGUCUUGCAAAGUUCCUCCCCAUGGAACUUUUAUAGAAUUUCCUUCGAUCUUCUCAUUAUCGCAAAUCCAUGGAAUUUAAUUCAAUGGUUUCUUCUAACAACCAUUACCAUGGCACUUACAACAUAUUUUAAUGUGUCAUUUUUCUCAACAAUUACAUUAGAUGUUACUCAAGGUUUGAAGUAUCUUUUGAUGUUAAUCAUAACCCAGACGGCUUCAUCGUAUUGUUCACUUCGACUACGUUCAGUGAAGAAAACAUUUCUUCUUGAUUUUCUCGAACAAUUUCUAACAAAGAUAAAUCAACGAAUUCUCAGCGCGAACUGGAUUCAAAUCAAAUUAUCCGAUCAAGUUGAAAUUCGGCGAAAGAUUGAAGAAGCAUGCUGUUCUGUUUUAAAUCUAGUCGAGGAUCUGAUCGACAAGUUUCAGGAAGUUUCUAAAUUUCUCGUGACGAUUCUUACAAUCUUUUAUAUUUGCCCAUUAGCAACGAUUAUAAUUGGUAUUAUUUACAUGUGUUUCUAUCGAUUUUAUUUGAGCAAGCAAAGUGAUAGAUUACUGAAUACGAAACUGAAAAUCAUUGAAAGAAACGAGAAAUUAAAUUCAAAAUAUGCGCGAGCCAAUGCAAAUAUGUUCGAAUAUGUUAUUCAUCACGAGAAAAACCACAUCAUUCGGGUUACAAAUGAAUUAAAAGUUGAUAUCGAACGAGCAUGGUUUGAUCUCGAUCAUCUUUACGAUUAUUUAUCAUUGAAAGAAGAUAUUCUUGGUAAACUAUGCACAUUCGUCACCAUUACUAUAUAUUAUUCUUUAAAUGGUGUAACAACUUUUAUUCUUCCAUUAUAUCAUUAUCUAUCAACGUUGACAGAUAAUGUUCAUAGUUUGUUCACUUCAUAUAUUCGUUGGUUAAGAUGGAAAAAAGAUUAUGAUGUUAUUCAGCCAAUCCUUGAAGAGCAUCAUGAACGAAGCAAUGUCGAACAAGUCGAUUUGCAGUCUCAAUUUCAAAUUUGUGAUCUGUCAUUCCAUUAUAGUGGAACAAGGCAAACAUUUCAUUUACAACUUCCUAAUUCACUAACAUUUAAUAUGGGAGAAACAAUAUUAGUCACAGGAAAAAGUGGAGCUGGUAAAUCAACGUUUUAUGAUAUUCUUAAUGGUUCGAUACCGAUGAGUGAUUAUUCAGCUACAGUCUGUAUCGAUCAUCCCGAACACCCGGGAACGUUACAUUCGAUCGAAAAAUCCCGAACGAUGGUUUUACAAGAUAGUAACAUGGACUAUCGAUCAACUAUCUACAGUAUGGUAACAAAUAUCGACGAAGAUGAUGUGAAUCAAGAACGUACACCUGAACUCGACUCACUUGUAUGGGAUUUACUACAUCUGGUUCAAAUUGACGAUUUCGUACGAGAUGAACUCGACAGCGAUCUAAAUCAAGAAAUGGAAAAUAAACUUAGUGGCGGUCAAAAGACACGAUUGUUAUUAGCACGAGCCUUGUAUCGCGCGUAUCAUCGUCAUUCGACAUUACUUGUUCUUGAUGAACCUGACAAAGGUUUGCCAUCCGAAACAACAGUAACAAUCAUAGAGAAUAUUAUCAAAUGGUACCGACCAAAAGGUAUCCUCUUCCUUACUUUGCACACUGAACAAGCACAUGCACUUGAUUUCGAUCAAAUUCUGCAUGUUGAACAAGGUGUGAUUACCAAAGUCAAGUAA
Messenger RNA from Adineta ricciae, 1713 nucleotides. Lineage: Eukaryota; Metazoa; Rotifera; Eurotatoria; Adinetida; Adinetidae. The record is from the annotation of a GenBank genome assembly.